Messenger RNA from Sorghum bicolor (sorghum), 1809 nucleotides. RefSeq names its product carotenoid cleavage dioxygenase 8 homolog A, chloroplastic. The transcript is spliced from 5 exons. Gene Ontology annotation, biological process: carotene catabolic process. Lineage: Eukaryota; Viridiplantae; Streptophyta; Magnoliopsida; Poales; Poaceae. Bases 1 to 1587 code for a protein of 528 amino acids. Gene Ontology annotation, molecular function: carotenoid dioxygenase activity. Gene Ontology annotation, cellular component: chloroplast. The record is from RefSeq and is a predicted model, not a curated record.
AUGGCCACCUACCCCUCCACGCUAGGCGCUGCUCCUAAAUCAUUCUUCUUGUCCAACUCUCUCUUCAAUAUCAGCUUGGGAACGGCAACUCCUAGCCGUAUCAGCUCGGUGAAGGCCGCUGGAGAGUGCUGGACGAAGCAUCCUGCCUGGACCAAUGUCCGGCAAGAACGGUGGGAGGGUCAUUUGGCCGUGGAAGGACACCUGCCUACUUGGCUGAAUGGCACGUACCUAAGGAACGGGCCAGGUCUCUGGGAAGUCGGCGACCACUCCUCCCACCACAUAUUCGACGGGUACGCCACACUGGUGCGCAUCUCCUUCCGGCGAGGAUGCGCCACCGGAGCACAUCGUCAGGUCGAGUCGGACGCGUACAAAGCUGCCCGGGCGCACGGCCGUCCUCUCCACCGGGAAUUCUCCCAACUGUGUCCCUCGGAGCCUGGAACCCUGCUCGACCGCGUGCGCGACGUCGUCGGCCUCGCAAGCGGCACUUUGCUCACCGACAACGCCAACGUCUCCGUGCUUCCUCUAGGGGAUGGCCGGGUGCUGUGCCUCACCGAGGCCACCAAGGGCUCCGUCCUGAUAGACCCGGAAACUCUCGACACAAUCGGCAAGUUUCGGUACGCGGAUAGGCUAUGGGGCUUGCUGCAGUCCGCGCACCCGGUUGUGACAGGGAACGAGCUGUUGACGCUGCUCCCGGACAUGUUCCGCCGUGGCCAUCGUGUGGUCAGGAUGGCAGCCGGGAGCAACGAGAGGAAAAUGGUCGGGAGAGUGCACUGCCGGGGAGGGCAAGCACCGGGAUGGGUGCAUUCCUUCGCCGUGACGGAGAAGUACAUCGUCGUGCCGGAGAUGCCCCUCCGAUACUCCCUCGCCGGCGUUCUCAAGUCUCAGAUGACACCUUGGUAUCUCUUCGACUGGCUACCGGAGUCUGGGAGCUACAUGCAUGCCAUAUGCAGGUUCACCGGAAAGACUGUGGCGAGCGUGGAGGUUCCUCCGUUCAUGGCAUUACACUUCAUUAACGCAUACGAACAAGGAGAUGCGAUCAUUGCUGACUGCUGCGAGUACUAUGCCGAUCCUUCUGUCAUCAAGGCACUUGCACUGCGUAGACUAAGAUCUCCCGGGAUGAACAAUGAUGCAUUCCCUGAUGUUAGGGUUGCCCGGUUCAGUAUACCACUGGAUGGAACCCUCAUGGGUGAGCUGGAGACUGUGCUGGACCCUGAGGUGCAUGGCCGGGGAGUGGAGAUGCCUUCCAUCAAUCCGGCUUACCAGGGUAAGGAAUACCGUUAUGUGUACGCGUGUAGCGCGCGAAGGCCAUGCAAUUUCUUGAACUGCCUCACCAAGAUCGAUCUUGGGGAGAAAGAGGCCAAGAACUGGCACGAGCUGGGCUCUGUGCCAUCAGAGCCCUUUUUUGUGGCGAGGCCAGGGGGAUCUGAUGAAGAUGACGGGGUUGUGAUCUCCAUCGUAAGCACCAUGGAAGGUGAUGGGUAUGCGCUACUGCUGGACGCCAUGACUUUUCAGGAAAUUGCUCGAGUAAGGCUCCCCUACGGCCUACCAUACGGCUUCCAUGGCUGCUGGAUUCCAGAGAAUGUAUGAGAACGCUGUGUAUUGCCCCUCAGUUCAACAUUGAAGCAUGACCUAUCAAUUACUCCAGUACAUUGAUAUGCAUUCGCAUAAAUAUGCAGAAAUCCACUUCGUAGCUAUGAUAUUAAUUACUAUCCCAUCACCAUGGCAAUGUUGUUCAUAAAAAAACCAUGGGUAAUGUUGUGUGGUACGAUUGCAAGCAUGUCAACAGCACAUGCUUCAUCAGCAAAUGAC